This is a messenger RNA of Oncorhynchus masou masou (cherry salmon), 4070 nucleotides long. Its product is annotated as B-cell receptor CD22-like. Gene Ontology annotation, cellular component: membrane. Lineage: Eukaryota; Metazoa; Chordata; Actinopteri; Salmoniformes; Salmonidae. The transcript is spliced from 9 exons. Gene Ontology annotation, biological process: cell-cell adhesion. The coding region runs from base 1339 to 2199 and encodes 286 amino acids. The record is from RefSeq and is a predicted model, not a curated record.
UGCAGUAGUUUAUGUGUCGGGGGGCUGGGGUCAGUUUGUUAUAUCUGGAGUACUUCUCCUGUCCUAUUCGGUGUCCUGUGUGAAUUUAAGUGUGCUCUCUCUAAUUCUCUCUUUCUCUCUUUCUUUCUCUCUCUCGGAGGACCUGAGCCCUAGGACCAUGCCUCAGGACUACCUGGCACGAUGACUCCUUGCUGUCCCCAGUCCACCUGGCCGUGCUGCUGCUCCAGUUUCAACUGUUCUGCCUUAUUAUUAUUGGACCAUGCUGGUCAUUUAUGAACAUUUGAACAUCUUGGCCAUGUUCUGUUAUAAUCUCCACCCGGCACAGCCAGAAGAGGACUAGCCACCCCACAUAGCCUGGUUCCUCUCUAGGUUUCUUCCUAGGUUUUGUCCUUUCUAGGGAGUUUUUCCUAGCCAUCGUGCUUCUACACCUGCAUUGCUUGCUGUUUGGGGUUUUAGGCUGGGUUUCUAUACAGCACUUGGAGAUAUCAGCUGAUGUACGAAGGGUUAUAUAAAUAAAUUUGAUUUGAUUUGAUUUCUACUCCUCAUCGAGAGAUGCUUAUCUGUGGUUUCCAUUCACACAACUCAGCAACUAUGGCAACAAAAUGUGGACCAACAAUACCGUUAGUGAGAGCCAUUUUUGCCUCAUUUUCAUUUAAUAAAUGUUGUGUUGUGUGACUGUGUUUCAGUUGUACUGGGGAAGAAUGUCUGGAGUGUGACAUACUCUGAUUGGUGUAUCUGUGCCUUGAAGGGGUGAACAGUGGAGAUGACCUGCUCUUUCAGCUAUCUCAGAGGUCAUAAGGUCACAUCAACCUUCUGGUUCACUAAAAUUGAGACUGAAGAUCUAGGUCAGAACCCAGAGUAUGCAGGUCGUCUGGAGUAUCAUGGAGAUAAGAAGAAAGACUGUACCCUGAGAAUCACAGACCUGAGAGAGAGAGACUACGUAUUGGUUCAGAUUAUUAACAGAUUAUUACUGGCAAUCCUGGAGUGACCUUGUCUGUCACAGAGUGAUAAGUCACCCCACCUACAUCUGGUACAAGAACGGACACAAAGUAAAGGAGGACACUUCCAGCCUGGACUCAGACUCCUUUAGUGAUGCAGACAGUUACUCCUGUGCUGUAAAAGGCCACGAGGAUCUCCUCUCUCCUGCAGUGUAUAAGAAGUGUUGGAGUGUGACUUACACCCAUCAGAAGAUCUGUGCUUUGAAGGGGUCAACAGUGGACAUUUCCUGCUCUUACACAUAUCCCAGUUACCAUGAGAUCAAACAAGCUUUCUGGUUUACUAAAUGGUCUGGUAUGGAGGCUGAAGAUCUGAGCUCAGUGCCAAGAUGUUGUGUUGGAGAUGGAUCCUACAUCUGUGUCAGAGGGGGAGAGAGUCACACUGACAUGUAGAACCAAAUGUACACUGGACCCCAUCACAGUCUACAGUUGGUAUAAGAAUGGACAGUCUCUACCAAACAGCAACACCUCCUCUCCUGUCUAUAUCCUGUUCUCAGUCAGCAGUGAGGAUACAGGCAGAUACUCCUGUUCUGUAGAAGGACAUGAGGAUCUCCCCUCUGAUGAAGAGACUCUCACUGUCACAUAUGGUCCAUGGAACACCUCAGUGUCAGUCAGUCCCUCUGGUGAUUUAGUGGAGGGCAGUUCAGUGACUCUGACCUGCAGCAGUGAUGCCAACCCACCUGUGGACAAAUACACCUGGUUCAAGAAUAAUGUAACCUCACCAAAAGCACCAGGACAGAGUUACAGCAUCACUAACAUCAUCUCUGAGGACAGAGGAGAAUAUUACUGUGAGGCCCAGAAUGGAAGAGGAUCUAAUAACUCUACAGCUCUGAUGAUCAUUGUAGCAGGGAAACAGACCUCAGUUAUAACUGCAGCCUUAGGAAUCAUAGUGGUUGUUCUGGUUGUCAUACUGGCUUCAUGUCUCUCUGGACUCAUGUGGUUCAAGAAGAAGGUCUCCAAAACCACCUCUGACACAAGACACACGGCAGGCAAUGGACAGGGAGACUCUAGUCCAGUGUAUGACAACAUCUCAGGCAUGGCCUUCACCCCUACUGCAGCACAGACAGCGGCCACCGUCGACCAAGAUGACAUUCACUUCGCCAGCGUCCACUUCUCUCACUCCAACCUGCUUCAACCCCAGAAAGAGGAUGAAUUUCAACCUACCCAGUGCUGCCACCUGGUCCACGGUGGAACAAUCAGCUGAGGAGGAUCCCUCUGUUCUCUACAGUACAGUCAACAAACCCAGAACCAAGAAGUCCUUAACACAAUAAACCCAGAACCAAGAAGACCUGAAAAUAACAAACCCAGAACCAAGAAGACCUGACCAACCCAGAACCAAGCACUGAACACAACAAACCCAGAACCAAGAACUGAAAACAACAAACCCAGAUCCAAGAAGAACUGAAAACAACAAACCAGAACCAAGAACUGAAAGCAACAAACCCAGAACCAAGAAGAACUGAAAACAACAAACCCAGAACCAAGAAGAACUGAACACAACAAAUCCAGAACCAAGAACUGAAAACAACAAACCCAGAACCAAGAAGAACUGAACACAACAUAUCCAGAACCAAGAACUGAAAACAACAAACCCAGAACCAAGAAGACCUGACAAACCCAGAACCAAGAACUGAAAACAACAAACCCAGAACCAAGAAGAUCUGACAAACCCAGAACCAAGAACUGAACACAACAAACCCAGAACCAAGAACUGAAAACAACAAACCCAGAACCAAGAAGAACUGAAAACAACAAACCCAGAACCAAGAACUGAAAAAAACAAACCCAGAACCAAGAAGAACUGAAAACAACAAUCCCAGAACCAAGAACUGAACACAACAAAUCCAGAACCAAGAACUGAAAACAACAAACCCAGAACCAAGAAGAACUGAAAAUAACACACCCAGAACCAAGAAGACCUGACAAACCCAGAACCAAGAACUGAAAACAACAAACCCAGAACCAAGAAGACCUGACAAAUCCAGAACCAAUAACUGAAAACAACAAACCCAGAACCAAGAAGACCUCACAAAUCCAGAACCAAGAACUGAAAACAAUAAAACCAGAACCAAGAACUGAAAACAACAAACCCAGAACCAAGAAGACCUGACAAACCCAGAACCAAGAACUGAAAACAACAAACCCAGAACCAAGAACUGAAAACAACAAACCCAGAACCAAGAAGACCUUGUAUAUCUGGACCCGUAUAUAAUAACUAAGUGGUAUAAUUAAGCAAUAAGGUCAGAGGGGUGUGGUAUAUUGGCCUAUAUACUGUACCACGGCUAAGGACUGUUCUUAAGCACGACACAACGCAGAGUUCCUGGAUACAGCCGUUAGCUGUGGUAUAUUGGCCUAUAUACUGUACCACGGCUAAUGACUGUUCUUAAGCACGACACAACGCAGAGUUCCUGUAUACAGCCGUUAGCUGUGGUAUAUUGGCCUAUAUACUGUACCACGGCUAAGGACUGUUCUUCAGCACGACACAACGCAGAGUUCCUGGAUACAGCCGUUAGCUGUGGUAUAUUGGCCUAUAUACUGUACGACGGCUAAGGACUGUUCUUAAGCACGACACAACGCAGAGUUCCUGUAUACAGCCGUUAGCUUUGGUAUAUUGGCCUAUGUACUGUACCACGGCUAAUCACUGUUGUUCUGCACAAUGCAGAGUGCCUUGAUACAGCCCUUAGCCGUGGUAUAUUGACCAUAUACUACAAGCCCGAGGGCCUUAUUGCUAUUAUAAACUGGUUACCAACAUAAAUAGAAAGUAAACAAAUAUGUUGGUGUCAUACCAGUGUUCUAUUGUCUGAAAUACUGUAUGUGAAAUGAAAUGCUUAUUCAGCCAAUCAGCAUCCAGGACCUAAACUACCUGGUUUAUAAUAGUAUCUAGUAAUAUACAGUGCAUUCAGAAAGUAUUCAGACCCCUUGACUUUUUCCACAUUUUGUUAUGUUACAGCCUUAUUCUAAAAUUGAAUAGAGUUUUUUUCCCCUCAUCAAUCUACACACAAUACCCCAUAAUGACAAAGCAAAAACAGGUAUUUAGAAAGGUUUGCAAAUUGAUUAAAAAUGUUCUUUACAUUG